Molecule: messenger RNA, 300 nt
Organism: Trichomonas vaginalis G3
Lineage: Eukaryota; Parabasalia; Trichomonadida; Trichomonadidae
Exons: 1
Coding region: 1-300 (99 amino acids)
Source: RefSeq, a predicted model, not a curated record
AUGCGGAAAUAUGGUGGUGCUUAUGUUAAACCAGAUGGAAAACUCCGUGAUGGUAGCAAAAUCAGUGAUGACGGUUCCGGCGGAAGCUCUGGUUCGUCAGAAACGUCAGGUUCGUCAGGCAGUUCUAGUGGUAAGAGUAACAGCUCAGUCCAAGCAGCCAAGAUCAUUCCAUGGAUUGUUCUUGGAGUUUUUGUUAUUGCUGUUAUUGUCAUUGCUAUUUUCCUCUUCAGAAAAGCCAAAUGCGUUGUUGUCGCCAGCCAUGUCGAAGAAAGAAGAGAAACAAGAAUGGUUUUAGUUUAA